AUGAAAAAAGAUUAACUAAUUAAAUGGAUAUCAAAUGUUAUUAAAACAAAAAUAAUGAAAAGAGAGAAUUAGUGUAUUUAUGAAUUAGAAGCUAAAAUUGGAAAAUUUAAAGGAUAAAAUUUCAAUUCAAAUAAAUAUUUGGAAUCUAUAAAAGGAAUGGAAUAAUUAGAUAAAAGUAAGGCAAAAUAUUAAUUUGAAUCUAAGAUAAACAUAAAUUAAUAUAAUAAUGCUUAUGAUUAUCUUAAAUAAAAAGAAAAUUAAGUCUUAAUUAAAAGAUUAGACUUUUCAUUAAAUAAAUAGCAAAGAAAUUCAUUUUAAAUAAUCAAUGAUUAAAUAUCAGCUAUAUUAAUAGAAAAAUAAAAGAAUUUAUAAGAACAUAUUGAUAUCAUAAAUGAUAAGAUUUAAUUUAGAAUAUCUCUAAAUUAAGAAAAAACUCUUUCAAGAUCUCUUAAAGAUAUAAUUGCAUAAAUGCCAUCAAGAAAACAACAUGCAAAUUUUAUUAGAUUAAAAUAAACAUUAUUUGUAAAAGAGAACAAUUUAGAAUUUGCACUUUCUAAAGUAGCUUCCAUAUUUAAAUAUGAUCCUGAAUUUUAGAAGAUUAUUGAUGAAAUAACUUCAUCAAAAUGUUCAAACAUUUAAAUAAAAUUAGAAUAAAUAUUUAAAGAUCAGAACUUAACAGAUUAUGAAUUUGAAAUAGAAAUAGCUUAGAUUGAGAAUUUUAAUGAUGAAUAAAUAGAGAAUUUAUCAAGAGAGUUGCUUAAUUAAGUGGAUUUCUUCUGGAGUAUAUUUAAUUUCAAAUAAGUUGAAGAUGAAUAAAAGGCAGAAAAGAAAGUCAAACCUAAUGAAAAUGAGUGA
Messenger RNA from Paramecium sonneborni, 855 nucleotides. The record is from the annotation of a GenBank genome assembly. NCBI's taxonomy places the organism in Eukaryota, Ciliophora, Oligohymenophorea, Peniculida, Parameciidae.